AUGUUUUCCUCAUCAGAUCUACGAUUUUGGAGCAAUGCAAACGAUUCGGCACUGCUGCUACCUGGUGUGACCCAUGCUCACCAUCUUCCCUGGCCAGACACACUACGACAGUCCAGGGUGCCGCCGUCCAGUCCACCGAGGUAUUUCCUGACGUUUCAGGGGCUCUGGAAUGUUGGCAAGGGUGGCACGUCUUUUGUUCGCUUGAACAUGGCAGCUAUACUGAACAGCACCAAAAAGCUGCCGAAAGCCAUGAAAAGCUCUGCCGGCGAACCGCUGCCCCUGCCCUCAGUGAGUUAUGAACCUCCUUCGGAUGUCUUCAUAUCCAUCGCAGGCCAAGAGCCGCAUUUCAAGGAGAAACGACAUUACUAUUCACUGUUCGAUUCUGCCUACAGCCUCGUCAUGCACGGCCAUGGCAGGUGGAGCUACCGGCUGAUGGAAUGCUUGAGUGGGGGAGCGAUACCGGUAAUUAUGGCCGAAGGUUGGUGUCUCCCGUAUGAAGAACUGAUUGAUUGGGAGCAGAUCUCCGUCCAGCGACCAGAGGCCAUGGGCCUGGAUCCUCGUGCUUUGAUCGAGGGCCUGACACGCGAUCCUGAAAGGAUCAAUGCCACACGAAAGCGAGUCGCUGAGGUUUAUGAGAAGCACUUUGGAACAUAUCAGAGCCGCAUCACUGCCCUGCUCCGUUCUGCUGUGCUUUGGAAGCAGGCCUGGCAGGAGAGAGAGAGGAGCACAUUGCGCAUGCUGGCGGAUGUGUUUGUGAAGGAGCAUCCGGACAAGGUGCUGAAAUACCUGUCAGCGGAUAGAGCAGACGAAGCUAGAACGACAAAUGGCACCAGCGCUCGCUAG
Messenger RNA from Symbiodinium necroappetens, 843 nucleotides. The record is from the annotation of a GenBank genome assembly. Lineage: Eukaryota; Dinophyceae; Suessiales; Symbiodiniaceae.